This is a messenger RNA of Xenopus laevis (African clawed frog), 5479 nucleotides long. It is a transcript of the gene xpot.S, whose product is annotated as exportin, tRNA S homeolog. NCBI's taxonomy places the organism in Eukaryota, Metazoa, Chordata, Amphibia, Anura, Pipidae. The coding region runs from base 283 to 3192 and encodes 969 amino acids. Gene Ontology annotation, cellular component: cytoplasm; nuclear pore; nucleus. Gene Ontology annotation, molecular function: tRNA binding; small GTPase binding. The transcript has 25 exons. The record is from RefSeq and is a predicted model, not a curated record. Gene Ontology annotation, biological process: tRNA export from nucleus; tRNA re-export from nucleus.
CCGCCCCGCCUCUCUACGUUCUGACGACGCUUUGCGGGACGCGCUUACAGUUCUCGAGAUCUCAGCUACUCCCUCUCAAGUUGCUGACAAACCGACGCUGUGACGUCAUCCACGGUGCGGCGGAAGAUCACGUGGCACGUGCCGGUAUGGCGGAGUAGCGGCUGGGAGGAGUAGCAGCCAUAUGGAGCAGUGACUUGUAGGGAAGAUGUUGGUUGAUUCUGCUGUGCCAGAAAGGGGCAAACCUAUUGGGAAAAAAAUAAAACUUGAAUUAUAGCAGCAGACAUGGAUGAACAAGCUCUGCUUGGGCUAAAUCCAAAUGCCAGUGCCGACUACAGAGAGAGAGCGUCUGCAUAUUUCGAACAGUUAAAAGUGUCACAUGAUGCAUGGCAGGUCUGUGCUGAAGCUUUAGUACAACGUAUAUAUAGUGAUGAUCAUGUCAAGUUCUUCUGUUUUCAGGUCUUGGAACACCAAAUUAAAUUUAAACAUUCUGAAUUAACUGCUUUGCAGCAGCAGCUCAUUCGGGAAACUCUCAUGUCAUGGCUUCAGUCUCAGAUGCUUAAUGCACAGCCAGAGAAAACGUUUAUCCGGAACAAAGCAGCCCAAGUGUUCGCCUUGGUGUUUGUGAUAGAGUAUCACACAAAGUGGCCCAAGUUCUUCUUUGAUAUCUUAUCAGUGGUAGGCCUUAAUCCUCGAGGUGUGGAUCUCUACCUUCGAAUCCUAAUGGCAAUUGAUGCUGAAGUAGUAGAUCGGGAUGUUAUUCAUACAGCAGAGAAUUUCAGCAUUUGUUUUAAGGAAGCCCGACGAAAUACACUACUGAAAGAUACAAUGAGAGAACGGUGUAUCCCAAAUCUAGUUGAAUCUUGGUAUCAAAUCCUGCAAACUUAUCAACACAGUAAUUCUGAAUUGACAUGCCAGUGCCUUGAAGUAAUUGGAGCUUAUGUGUCUUGGAUAGAUUUAACCUUGAUUGCUAAUGACAGAUUCAUAAAUAUGCUGCUAGGUCACUUGUCAGUGGAAGUUCUCCGGGAGGAAGCAUGUGACUGCUUAUAUGAAAUUGUAAAUAAAGGAAUGGAUCCGAUAGAUAAAACAAAACUAGUGGAAUCUUUAUGUCAAGUAUUACAGUCAGCUGGCUUCUUCAGCAUUAAUCAGGAAGAAGAUGUGGAUUUCCUGGCCAGGUUUUCAAAACUUGUCAAUGGCAUGGGCCAGUCACUCAUUAUUAGCUGGAGUAAACUGGUUAAAGCUGGGGACAUGAAGAGUGCCCAAGAUACUCUGCAGUCCAUUGAAAUGAAAGUGCCUCUAAUGCUGCAGCUGCUUGUUCAUGAAGAUGAUGAUAUUUCAUCUAAUAUAAUUGGGUUUUGCUAUGAGUAUUUACAUAUCUUAAAACAGCUUGCCAUGCUUUCAAAUCAACAGAAGGCUAAUGUAGAGGCAGUUAUGCUGGCAGUUAUAAGGAAGCUAACCUAUGAUGAUGAAUACAACUUUGAAAAUGAGGGUGAAGAUGAGGCAAUGUUUGUAGAAUAUAGAAAACAACUUAAGUUAUUACUGGACCGUUUGGCUCAAGUCUCACCUGAGUUACUGUUGUCCUCUGUUCGCAGAGUUUUCAAUAAUACACUACAGAACUGGCAAACUGCUCCCUUUAUGGAAGUCGAAGUUGCCAUCAGAUUGCUGUAUAUGUUGGGUGAGGCAAUCCCAGCAUCCCAUGGGGCUCAUUUCUGUGGUGAUGCUGCUAAAGCCAGUGUCUUACAGGACAUGAUGAGGACACUGGUGACUUCUGGUGUGAGCGCAUACAAUCAUACCUCAGUAGCAUUAGAAUUUUUUGAAACUGUUGUUCGCUAUGAAAAAUUCUUUGCUGUAGAACCCAUUCACAUUCCCAAUGUUUUGAUGGCCUUUUUGGACCACAGAGGUCUGCGUCAUGCUAGUCCCAAAGUCCGCAGCAGAACUGCUUACCUUUUUUCAAGAUUUGUUAAAACUCUUCACAAACAGAUGAAUGCAUUUGUUGAAGAUAUUUUGAGAAGGAUACAAGAUCUACUGGAGCUGUCACCACAUGCAAAUGGCUUUCAGACCUUGCUAACUAGCGAUGACCAACUUUUUAUAUAUGAAACUGCGGGAGUGCUUAUAGUAAAUAGUGAUUACCCUGCACACCGGAAACACAUCCUAAUGAGGAACCUGCUGAGUCCACUAAUGGAAAAGUUCAAAAUCUUAUUGGAGAAACUAAUGCUGGAGCAAGAUGAAGAGCGACAAUCAGUGCUGGCGGAUUGCCUGAAUCAUGCAGUUGGAUUUGCUAGCCGUACAAGCAAAGCUUUUAGCAACAAACAGACUGUGAAGCAGUGUGGCUGCUCUGAAGUUUACCUGGACUGUUUAAGAACCUUUCUCCCAGCUCUUAGCUGUCCUGUUCAGAAAGAGAUCUUGAGAGGAGGGGUGCGGACUUUUCUUCACCGCAUGAUCAUAUGUCUGGAAGAGGAAGUUCUUCCGUUUAUCCCAACAGCUUCAGAGCACAUGCUAAAAGAUUGUGAAGCAAAAGACCUGCAUGAAUUCAUUCCUUUAAUCAAUCAGAUAACGGCUAAGUUUAAGACCCAAGUUUCACCAUUUUUGCAACAAGUCUUUAUGCCGCUUCUGCAUGCCAUAUUUGAGAUGUUAAUCCGUCCAGCAGAGGAAAACGACCAAUCUGCUGCUUUGGAUAAACAGAUGUUACGGAGAAGUUACUUUGCCUUCCUUCAAACAGUCAGUGGCAGUGGGAUGAGUGAGGUUAUAGCCAAUCAGGGACCUGAAAAUGUGGAACGUGUCUUAUUCACUGUAAUCCAAGGAGCUGUGGAAUACCCAGAUCCCAUUGCACAGAAAACAUGUUUCAUUAUCCUGUCAAAGCUGGUAGAAUUGUGGGGUGGCAAAGAUGGACUUGUUGGAUUUGCAGAUUUUGUCUACAAACACAUUGUUCCUGCAUGCUUUCUGGCACCCUUAAAACCCAGCUUUGAUCUUGCAGAUGCUCAAACAGUAUUGGCUUUAUCAGAAUGUGCAGUAACUAUGAAAACAAUUUAUAUCAAAAGGGGGCCGGAAUGCAUUCAGUAUCUGCAGCAAGAGUACCUGCCAUCACUACAGGUAGCACCAGAAAUUAUUCAGGAGUUUUGCCAAGCUCUUCAACAACCUGAUGCUAAAGUUUUUAAAAACUACCUAAAGGUUUUCUUUCAAAGAGCAAAACCUUGAGGAUAAUACUGGAAAUCGCACCCUAUCUCCCCUCUCUCAGGAACUCCAGUUAUUAAUUUAUGUAGAUUGCUAGUUUUGUACAAACCAUUAAAACUGGUGUUCUAGAGAGAAGCUAAAAAAACAGCAGUAAAACAUCAUGAAGCUGUUUGGACUCUGCUGUCGCAUUAUUUUCUGCUUUGCAGUUUAAGCUUGUGCCCUGCUCAAAUGUGUCACAUGAAACAAGUAGUUAAAGAAAUUGGAUUUUUUUUUAACGCAAACGAACGUAUAAAAUCUCUGGUCAACCUGGAGGCUCUAUAUGUAAUUUUUUUUUUUUUUUCUAAAAAAAAAAGUCAAAGGAAAAAAAAACUUUAUUUCAAAGAAAUGAAAGUGCUAAAUUUAGGUUCCUGAAAUAUAACAUGGUGUAAUAAAGCAAUUAAAUGGAUUUUGUAAAUAGUCAUUUUACUUUAUUACAGCUUGAAUAUGAUAUGCCCUCAUCUCUAGAAUAGUUUCUCUGGGAUCAUACAACCAUUCAGUAGAAGGAACAUUUGUGCCUCUGAAACUAAUUGUGUUAGGUAUGUGGCUGCUUUUCAUUGCUAUUUGAAGGGUGGGUUCACACUUGCCUUUAUUGGUAGUUUAUAAUAAAAUAUAUUUGCAAUUGGUUUCUACAAGCAUUUUAGACUUUUGUUCAUGUCCUACAGUUCUACUUCUGAGGUCAGAUGGUUAUUCUUCAAUUCUUAACAUUUAAAGGGCACCGUUAACAUUCUAGACCCCCUUUGUAGCCCUUGGUUAUCCCAUCUGCCUUGCACGUAUAUGUGUUGACAAUUUUUUUCUUAACUUGUCACUUGCACACUCAUGAGUGUGUGGUAAGGCACCUAAGCUUAAAAUCUGUGACAAGAAAAGAAAACACUUUUGUGUGACAGCUCUAGGAUGUAGAAGGAAAAGCUAGCACUUGAGCAAUUUGAUGUAGGAGGCAAAAAAGUCCAGCACAAAAAGUCUAAAGGAUUAAGCACCUCUGUGGCAGUUCUGGUAUGAGAUCAACAGACCAAGGGCAUCACAAGUAAACAGGCUGAGGGAAAGCAAGUGGUAUAGUGUGGGUGAGAAUUGCAGGUAAAAAACACAUUUUGCACCUAGUAGAAAACCGCCAAUGACGGCAAUAGCAGAGCUGCAGCUGCCGAUUGGGACAUUAACAGUGUCUAAAGUUAAAGUUCAACAUGAGUGCAGUGAAUAGGGCUUGAGCCAACAUACUUCUUGCCUAUUGUUUUAAUAUAUAUGGCCUUCGUUAUUUUUUUUAGCUAAACUGGGAAACUGAAGCUGCUUUGUUUGGCCGUAGAUCAUUAGAUUCCAUUUGUACAACACCCUCCCUUAUGCCUUUGUUAUAGCUGCUAGCAGGGAAAUUAUCUGUAAAUGGUAAUCAAAUUCUCUAUAUUGCAAGGACCAAACAUUUAGUUGCUUUAGGGUGGUGGCAGACGAGGCUACUGGGGGAGAUUAAUCGCCCAUCGACAAAUCGCCUCUUCUUUGGGCAACUAAUCUCCCCUAAAUGCCUUCCCGCCAGCUAGAAUGUAAAUUGCUGGCGAGAUGGCACUCGGAACACUUUGUUUUCUGAAGUCGGCCAAAGUUGCCUCACGAGGAAACUUCGGAAGGCGGAAGCGAUCCGACUGCCAUCUUGUCAGCGAUUUACAUUUUAGCUGGCGGGAAGGUAUUUAGAGGAGAUUAGUCGCCCGAAGAAGAGGUGAUUUGUCGCUGGGCAACUAAUCUACCCCAGUAACCACCCUAAAUGCCCCUGUUAUGCUCAAGAAAUAGUGCAAAGUAUGUUUGACACAAGCCCUAUUCCUUGGACUUUCGUUGAACAACUGGGUGUAGUACCCCAUAAAAAAAAUACAAAACAAUUGCAAAUCUAUUUUUAUGUAUUAUAAAAUAUUAUAAAUCCAAAUAAAGCAAAUGUCUGCAAGUGAACUUUCCCUUCAAGCUUCGUUAUUCUCUAAAAGCAAAUGAGCUUAUGCUAACGAUGGUGGUCUCAGAUACCACAAUUAAAGAACUAAAACUUGCUUUUUUAUUGUAAAAGGUAAAUACAGGAGCACAUUCUUCAAGCUUUUUAUAAAAGAAUACAUUUUAUGUACCGGUAGUCAGAUCUGAGUCCCGUCAUUUAGGAAAGAGAAUCUGACUGAGGGGGAAAAAAAAAGGCUUUUAGAUAAAUGUCAGUGUAAAUAUAUCUAAUUGUGAAUCACCAAGUAUUAUAAGACAUUGCAUUUUUCAUGUAAUGCUAAUAGUUUUGAAAAAUGGUGCUUACAAUAAAUUUCAAGGCAUUUUA